AUGUAUGCAAUCGUUUUUGGAUGUGAACGCUUUCAUGACUAUUUGUUUGGCCAAGUUCACAUCACUGUUCAAUCUGACCAUAAGCCACUUGAGACAAUAUUGAAAAAACCAUUACAUUGUGCUCCGAUGCGUUUACAACGCAUGAUUCUAAGAAUACAUUCUUACCCGCUGGAUGUUAAAUAUAAAGCUGGUAAAGAACUUUUUAUUGCUGAUGCUUUAAGUCGAGCAUACGAUUCCUCAGAGUAUUCAUCCGAGAAGGAAGAGGAAAUAUAUGAUGUCAAUCUUCUUGAAUAUGAAGAUAUGAAAGAAGAUGUGUACAAAACACUUGUACAAGAGACCAAAAAUGAUUCACAAAUGCAAUCAUUGUAUAAAAUUGUACAAAAAGGCUGGUCAGUGAAAAGGUCACAAGUAUCUCAAGACGUAGUCGAAUAUUGGAAUUAUCGAGAUGAGAUAACGGUCUGUGAGAAUUUACUUCUCAAAGGAGAGCGUAUAAUAAUUCCAACAAAACUGAGACCGAAUAUAUUGGAGAGAGUUCAUAUUGCUCAUUUUGGAAUCGAAAAGACAAAAUCAAGAGCAAGAGAUUCUGUCUUUUGGCCAAAUAUCAUUUGGCCAAAUAUCAAUGCUGAUAUAGAAGAUUAUGUUUCCAAGUGUAAAACAUGCUUGAAACAUAGAAGAAGUAAUCAAAAAGAACCUUUGAUUCCACAUGAGAUUCCAAACAUACCUUGGUCUACAGUUGCCUCAGAUAUAUUUUACUACAAAGGAAAAAAUUAUCUGUUGGUUGUUGACUACUUUUCAAAAUAUCCAGAAAUUGCGAGAUUGCAGAAUAAGACAAGUUAUUCUGUAAUAUCAGCUAUGAAAGAAAUCUUUGCUCGCCAUGGCAUACCUGAAAAAAUUGUAGCUGACAAUAUGCCAUUUAACAGUUCAAAUUCUGCAGAGAUUGGGAAAUACAAAUUGUAA
This is a messenger RNA of Styela clava, 957 nucleotides long. Lineage: Eukaryota; Metazoa; Chordata; Ascidiacea; Stolidobranchia; Styelidae. The record is from RefSeq and is a predicted model, not a curated record.